ACCAGCGAUGAGGACGAUCCAAUUGUCGGCACCUUCAACAUCCUCCUCGGCCCUCCACUCGCCGCCAACCGCCGCGUCCUGAUCCUUGAGCACCCCAACAAGACAGACGGCAAGAAGCCCGCCCGCGCCCCCAUGGAGCUGCGCGUCAAGCCCACCACGGGCAUGGUCGAGCUCGACUUCCCCGUCGACUACAACACCGCCUACGACCGCACCAAGGGUCUGAACUGGGGCACCAACCUGCACAAGAGCACCGAGGCCAAGAAGGGCGGGAGCCACGGCCUGGCGGGCGGUUUCGGCGUGGGUGCACCGCCGCCCCGGGUAAGGGCAGGCGGCGCGGCGGGAGGGCGCGGUGACGAGAUCUUGGAUAUGGGCAUGGACUGGGGCGAGGCACUGCGGAGGGACUUUGUGCUGCGGACGCAGACGCUGGGCGGACAGACGCCUGAUGUGAGCGCCGAGAGCAAGUACAUGGUUGGUGUCUUUGCCGGAAGUAAUCUUCACCUCACACCUGCGUCAUCCCUCGUCCACCUCCGUCCACAGCUUCACCACAUUGAUGCGACGACCGAGCAGGAGCGCCUAGCCCGCGGUGCCGGGGCAGCAGGCGCAGCGGGCGCGACCAAAGAGGCCGCCCGCGCGAUCCACAUGACCAUCAAACAGACCAAGGACGGCGACGAGGAGAUCAUGCAGGAGACGAUGGCGGACCGGCUCAGGAAGGUGCAGACCGAAUCCUGGCGGCGCAUGCGCUAUGUGCACGAGGAGGCCAUGGACAGCUGGGCCGUGAGCGAGGAGACCCUGUACCUGCAG
Cryphonectria parasitica EP155 is the source of this 801-nucleotide messenger RNA. RefSeq lists its product as uncharacterized. Gene Ontology annotation, cellular component: nucleus; RNA polymerase III complex. The transcript has 2 exons. Lineage: Eukaryota; Fungi; Ascomycota; Sordariomycetes; Diaporthales; Cryphonectriaceae. The annotation marks the transcript as partial. The record is from RefSeq and is a predicted model, not a curated record. Gene Ontology annotation, biological process: DNA-templated transcription.